Messenger RNA from Daphnia pulex (common water flea), 1239 nucleotides. RefSeq names its product serendipity locus protein H-1-like. The transcript has 6 exons. Gene Ontology annotation, biological process: regulation of transcription by RNA polymerase II. The coding region runs from base 1 to 1239 and encodes 412 amino acids. The record is from RefSeq and is a predicted model, not a curated record. NCBI's taxonomy places the organism in Eukaryota, Metazoa, Arthropoda, Branchiopoda, Diplostraca, Daphniidae. Gene Ontology annotation, molecular function: chromatin insulator sequence binding. Gene Ontology annotation, cellular component: chromosome.
AUGUCACAUCAUCCACAGCUGUAUGUUGAAUUGAGAGACCAUUCAGGCAAGACACAAGUCAUCUCACCUGAAUGCAUUCAAUCUGUGAAGAAAUAUGCCUGCCCACUGUGUCCAGAUGAUAGUUUUCUUUCAUCUGAACAUUUAAAACGUCACUUGUCGAAGAUUCACGAAAAUAACGCCAAAAUCAUUCAAUGCUGGUGUGGAAAUUAUUUUAUGACUAAGGAUGACUUUCAACAACACAAGGAAACAUGUUUACGCUUUAGAUUCAAAUGCACAAUCUGUGCUCGAAGCUUUACUCAACGAGUUAAUCUCAAGCGUCACCGAAAUGGGGCCCAUUUUGAUUUAAAGAAAUUUAAGUGCGAUGUUUGUCUAUUCGCCACUCAUCGAAAAGACAGUCUAGCACGUCAUAUGACAAGUACUAAACAUAAAUUACAAUAUUCCUCGUCGAUCAUUCAAUCGAGCCAUCAAGACCGACCAUCUCCAGAAGAUAAUAGUUUUAUUUGUGCGUCUCCAAAAGAACUAACUGCUGAAACUUAUUCGAGUCGUAGCUUCCAAUUUAUGGCCUCUAAUCCAGAAGAUCUUGAAUUCUCCGAUGCCGAAAAUCUUAGCAACAAUAUUUUAAACGUGGCCAACUUGCACAGUGUUUCAAGUUCCACUUACAACAAGCAAAUGACUCUUCCACCGCUGAAGAAAACCAGAUUUGUUGUUUUGUCUGGCACUCCUCAAAUAAAUCUCAAUACUUCCAAGUUAUCUCAGGUGAUUGCAAAACCGUUGUCUGUGGAAGCGGACGAAAACGUAAGCAAAGAAGUCUCUCCCAUUGGCAGAGCUAACGAUAUUGCGAUGCACAGUAACUGCUUGCUUCCUCCAAUGAGCAGCACUCACAAAAUCCAAACUGAUUUAUCGUCCUCUUCUGACAAGAAUUCCUUGGCUAAUGCGACAUCCAACAAACAGUUCAUCAUUUUGAGAUCCCUGAAUCCCCCCGUUAAAAUUACAUGGUCUAACGGCCUGCGUGAGAACCACAGCCCAAUUCAACGUUCCAUGAAAAACUUCCAACUGCAGUUCAACAACAUCGUCCAUGAGGUAACCAUCUGCAAGAUCAGCGAAUCCGAUCGACCUCCGAUUUCUUCUACCGUUCAACGUUCUCAAGUUAGUAAUUUUUGUCAAGCGGUUUUUGACGACAGCACCAAUUGUAGGAGGCGAAUGAUCGUGCCGCAACCAAAGUGUCGAGAACGUUUUUGA